AGUCUCUACCCGGCUUUCCCGCGCGUUGAUUCUAGUAUUCGUUUUGCGUCAAGCUUUAGAAUGAACCAUUAACUCCCCAGCUCAUUAGACACGCUGGAGACGGGAAGACCAGUUCCCAGACGCCUUCUGUGAUGGAGGAAGAGGCCAGCAAGGUGGAAAUGACGGCCAGUCCCGUGUUUCAGGCGAAAUUGCAAUCCCUGGAGAAACUGAACACUUCCUUCAGUGAGUUCAGUGAAGAAUUCAGCAAACUGAAGCAAUCUUUUCUCGACUACAAGACAAAGAGCUUUUUCUUUCCACACCUUGAACUUACCAAGCCAUUUGUUCAACACUUAAAGCAGAUUGAGGGUGAGCUCCAGGUUAUGGGUAACUUGCUGAAGAAGGAGGUUGGCAAUAAAUUUGAGAGUAAAGUCAGCAGCCCAAAUGUUUCACUGAAUGCUGCUGACUUGCCUGAGCUGACCGGACACACACCAGACCACUCAGAAAUCCCAGGGAGGGCGAGUGGGUUUGCAGGCAUCACACCCCCGGCCUCCGAGGUUGGCAACGAUGAGAUCUUGGCAAUAGCUAUAGAGACCACAGACAACAACAACAAGCGGAAAAAUAGAACCUCCGCAGAGCUGCCAUCUCCCAAGAGUAAGAGGCUGCGGAGAACCUUGAUAGAUGACUAUAUGACCAAGAAAGAUGGCCGCAAGAACUCAGAAGGUGAUGAGCAGCAGGAAGAGGAAGAGUUUGAAGUCCUGAGUAUAGUAGACAUGAAGAAAAGCCAGGGUAGCUACACUUACCACGUCACCUGGAAAGGCUACGGCCCCGAGGACAACACAUGGGAGCCUUCCUCUAACCUGACCAGCUGUGAGGAGCUUCUAGUGGAGUUCUUCAAAAGCAAGUUCAGACAAAGGGACAAGGAAGAUCAGAAAAUAGAGGAUUUGUGUUUCUUUAUGCACUAUGAUCCAAGCAUCAAAGGCGCCAUCCGAAGAGCAGUGUUUGAACACUAUUGUGACGACAGCAGAAUAGAUUAUCGCAGCAUAAUGGCACAGGUCUUCUCAGCCAAAUCCAUGGUGUCCAGGCCUCAGAUAGACAUGGACGAACUCAUCGAGAGAGCCAUUAUUGCAAGGAAGAGAGAGAAGUUCAUGAAGCACCUGAAGAUGAUACAGGAGGAGAAGAUUACACAAGAUGUCAAGGGAAAGCGAGAAGUGCAGUUAGCAGAGUUAAGGAAGUGGGAGAGGAAGAUCAACUCCAUCUGCUCUGACCCGGCCAAGCUUUGUGUGGAAAACAACAUUGACCUUGAAAUGCCUCCCAUGGACUUUGUGUACAUCAAUGAGUGCCGGGCUGGGGAAGGAGUCACCAUUCCAUCUGAUCCACUGGUUGGCUGUGAGUGUGAGGACUGCAGUACCAACAAAAGAUGUUGUGCCACACAGAUGGGAUCAUGGGUUCCUUACAACAAGGCUGGCAGAGUCAAGGUCUCCCUUGGCACUGCCAUUUACGAGUGCAACAAACGUUGCUUAUGUGGUCCCAACUGCUCAAACAGAGUAGUGCAGAAGGGCCGCACCAUCAGCCUCUGCAUUUUCCGCACUGCGAAUGGCCGCGGCUGGGGAGUGAAGGCGAUGGAAAACAUAAAGAAAGACUCCCUAGUGACGGAAUAUGUUGGAGAGGUCAUAACUUCAGAAGAAGCAGAGAGAAGAGGAAGGAUUUAUGAUGCUCAGAGGUGCACAUAUUUAUUUGACUUGGACUAUAACAAGGGUGACCAGAACCCGUACACUGUGGAUGCUGCCAAGUUCGGUAAUGUCUCCCACUUCAUCAACCACUCGUGUGAUCCCAAUCUGGUUGUAUAUAAUGUGUGGGUGGACUGUCUUGAUCCAGACCUGCCAAGAUUAGCUUUGUUUGCCACGCAGGACAUCAAGAAAGGUGAAGAACUCACCUUUGACUAUAACUCAGGACUGGAAUCUGAAUCAAACAUGAAAAAAGAGCCUAAAGAGGAAGGCUUCACAACCCCAGAGAAAGGAAAGGACGAACAGGAUGCUCCAGAACUGUUCAUGAAGACCCCCAAGGGUAACAGAGGACUGCAGUAUGGCAAGACUCGCUGCAGAUGUGGGGCUGCCAAUUGCAGGCAGUACUUCUUUUGAUUCUUUAGGUUUUCAGUGUGUGUGUGUGUGUGUGUGUGUGUGUGUGUGUGUGUGUGUGUGUGUGUGUGUGUGUGUGUGUGUGUGUGUGUCCAUGUGUGCGUGUGUGUGUGUGUGUGUCACGAGCUAGAUGUGAUGUAUAUAUUUGUGUCUAGUACUGUGUGGAGAAAAUUUUUCUUGCCCCAAUUUUUUUUUUCUCUCUCUUUUUUUUCUUCAUUAAUGGGUCCUGUAUAUUUAUUACAUUUAAGAAGUAUAUUUCAUUUAAUCAGCACUCAUUUAAAUUGCAACUAAUUUAUUUAUUUGAAGUAUUCUUGAUAAGUACUUUGAAAGUUUAGUCUUAUCCAUCUGCAGUUACUUCCUCAGGGAAUGCCCUUGAGUGGGGUGAGCAACAGAACUUUAGUGUGCUUUCUUUAAGUAAUUUUAUAUGAAAGAAAAUAUGUUAGCUGUAGGAUCUCUCAAGUGCUCUACAGUCUGCAGACAAAUUAUUGCAUAAAAUACAAGUAGAGGACAUUGUAUUAGAUAUUUGAAAGAGUAAAUAAGAGACCUUUAGUUGUAGAGAUGAAGUAUAGGAGCAACAGAGGUGUUAUAGGGAACACGUAUCAAUAGAUGGGGAAGUUUGUAGAUUAAAAAUAAAAUAAAAAGAGAUAACGAUAAUAAUAACAGGAAAUGUUGCAGUUAAAACAUCCCUGCUGAGCCUUCCCCACUUUGGCCAGAUGUUGAGUAAUGCCAGCAGUGGAGGGGCUUUUGCUCGUUCAGUUCUUAGCACCCGUGUAACUAUACUUUCUAUUUUUAUACAUAUAUCAUUCCUGGUUCUAACAUGCAUGUAGAUGUACAGUACAUGCAAGUUUUUUUUCUUUUUUAAUGAGUGCUGUUUGGUUCUCUUUGCUUGUCCUGAGUUGAGAUAUCACUGUGAAUAGAACAAAGCCAAUGGAGUACACAAGCAAGUGUAUGUGAAAGAUAAUUAUUAAUUUAUGUUACUGAAAUAGGACUGAUAUGCUAUUGGUAAGCUCAAAUCUGUGUGGCUGAACACCUAGCAGUAUGUUUAUUGAUAUUAUUAACUGCAUUCAAACGACUCACUGCUGCAGCAUGAGCUGAGAUCAUGCACAGCUAAAGACAGUUUGGUUUUGUUAUUCAGAUUUAAUCAAUUAUAAUUUACUUUGCCUAAAAAUAAUGCCAUGAUUUUUUAUUUAUUUAUUUAUUUAUUUUUUUUUUUUAUGCAUACUUUUAUGAAAUGGUUUUUAUUUAUUUUAUUUCAUUUUUUAUAUUUUUUUUAUCUUUUUCAUUAAUGAUAUAUGAAUUACAUAAUAUUUUGGUGUGAUUCAGCUUGAUAAUUCAUUAAGUUCUUGCUCUUUAUUUAUUAAGACAUUCAUCUGAGCACCAAAGCUAUGGUAUUAUGUAUAAUGUACUCUUGUGAGUAGCAUCUAAUCCGCAAAUAAAAAAAAAAUUGGGAAUCAACUUUUUGAGUGUAGUAGAUAUAUUGUAUUUUCAUGGAUAGCAAGUAUGAAAAUCCUUCUUCAUAACUGAAAUAAGAUUAUAUUCUUUUGCAACUUGAAGGUUGCAAAGGACACAAGGACACAGUGCAUGAAAGCAUUGUGAGAUCUCCAGACAGUGAUGUCGUGUCUGUGAUACACAGCGAUAUGAAAACCUCUUUUGAUGCUGUGCGUUGUGCAAUGAGCCAACUAUAGACUGGAAAUACCAGCUCACUUAAAUCAUUAGUUCUGUGGUGUAUUGUAUUUGAUCAUUAUUCCAACACCUGGUGUAUGGCUGGUGUGAAGGUACAAAUGUAUGCAUCACUGGGUGAGUUAUAUUUUGUAACUUAGUGCAUAAAACUUAGCUUAGUGUCUGCAAGAACUGUUAUAGUACAACUGUUUGUAAUUACCUUGUAAAAUGCCCUGGCUGGAAUAAAUAGAUAUUUGUAAUCAGUAUUUUAUGUGAUGCAGCAAGAAAAAAUUAUUUUUGUUCCAAAGUAUCAGUGUAGUGACAUGAUUUUUUUUUUCUGUAGUAAGAGUGCAUCCAUAAACCAAUUGUAGUGUUAAGUGACUGUAAGGAUGGCAUUCCAUCCAUAAAAUAUACUUUUAUUAUGAA
Molecule: messenger RNA, 4199 nt
Organism: Scylla paramamosain (green mud crab)
Lineage: Eukaryota; Metazoa; Arthropoda; Malacostraca; Decapoda; Portunidae
Gene: Su(var)3-9
Product: histone-lysine N-methyltransferase Su(var)3-9-like
Exons: 12
Coding region: 132-2117 (661 amino acids)
Cellular component (GO): nucleus
Molecular function (GO): protein binding; zinc ion binding; histone H3K9 methyltransferase activity
Source: RefSeq, a predicted model, not a curated record